AGUGAUGGGUUUGCCUUGUUGAUUUUGACAACUAUUCGAUUCGCCGACCAUUUAAAGCGUGGUUCAGCAUCAAACUCGGUUGAUUUACAUUAGGGUUGUCCAGUGCAACCAAAUCGAUACCUUCCUUUAUGUCCACAAAACCUUUGAUUUUUAUCGCAAAUUCGGUUGAAAUUUUUUUUUUGCAAAUGCAUCACGUAGAGGAUAUUUUGAUAAUUUGAAAAAUGAAUCCAAUAAGAAAAUUUUGUGGGGAAAGAAACAAAUCUAGGCAAUCUGCCAUAAUGAUUCGAUUGACAUUUCAUAAAAACUGUACGCGCGGUUCAUACAUUGUGACUGCAUCAUCGUCAUCGCUCGCGUUUAUGUGUUGGUUCAUAUACAUUAGCUUUCUCUAAUGGAAUGCUAUCUCUCUCACUUCUGACACGUCUAUCGCUAAAUUGAAAUUUUGUACGAAACACGAAUGAUUGUUUGUCACGGCGGAACAAUUUGGUUUUUUUUUAUUUCAGUUCAUUUGUGCACGAAUUCUCGUUUACUGUUCGCCUGAUUCUUUCAUUCGAUAACAUUAUUUCGGCCGAAUAGGUCGUAGACAAUGAUAAAAACAGUAAAAUUUAAUUGAAGUUUUAUUGAAUAACAUUUCGGAAUUGAGCCAUCGUAUCAACUCUUGAAAUAUACGUGUUCAUUGGUGGAAGUGAAAUGUUCACAUUAUUUUAACAUAGAACAAUAUUUUUUUUUAUUUGUUGAAAUUAAUUUCAACAUUGAUUCCGUAUUUGUUUGAUUCACGCAUUUAUAAAUUUAAUUAAACGAACGAAAUUUGGUGUGUCUGUGUGUCGGAGAGAAAGAAAAAGAGAACAAGAACAAGCGACAGAGUUUCCUGGUGGUGUGGCAUUUUAAGUGAAGUAUACUACUAUUACGGUGUACGUAAAGUCAUUCUUACGGUGUUGAGUUGUGUGCAUUCAGCCCAGUGUCAGAACAGCUUGGAUUCAUGAAAAGUAAACGAGCUGCACUUUAACAGAGAUGGCCGGACAGAAAUUUCAGUACGAUGAAAGCGGUGGAACGUUCUUCUAUUUUCUAUUAUCAUUUUUGGCUUUGAUCCUUAUACCGGCCACACUAUACUAUUGGCCACGCAAGAGAAAAGAAGAUCCAAACAAAUACAAAGAUGAAUGUCAAUGCCCGGGUUGUGUCAAGAAACGCGUGAUCAUCGCCAACUCGGAACCAUAUAGAUUUCUUAAGGAACUUUUAGUGAAAUUACUGAUCAUUUUGGGAUGGGUGCUGUUAGCCUAUUUAACGUAUCGAGUGUCACAGUUCGACUACGAAAUGUCCAAUUUCGAUCCAUAUGAAAUUUUGGGCUUGGAAUCGAGUGCAUCGGUGGCAGAAAUUAAACGUGCCUAUCGUAAACUCUCGCUGCAACUGCAUCCGGACAAAGAGACCGGUGAUGAGAAGGCGUUUAUGAAACUGUCAAAAGCGUAUCAAGCAUUGACCGACGAAGAAUCGCGCAAAAACUGGGAAAAAUACGGUAAUCCAGAUGGGCCAGGUGCAAUGUCAUUCGGUAUUGCGUUGCCAUCAUGGAUUGUUGAAAAGGAAAAUUCCGUAUGGGUACUUGGAUUGUAUGCACUGGUAUUUAUGGUUGCGCUGCCCGUUGCGGUCGGCACAUGGUGGUAUCGCUCGAUUCGAUUCAGCGGUGAUAAGGUUCUCUUAGAUACAACACAAUUAUAUUUAUACUUUUUCCACAAAACACCUCAAAUGGCCAUGAAACGUGUCAUCAUGAUUUUGGCCGCCAGUUUGGAAUUCGACAAACGUCACAAUUCACAAAUCAUCGAACGACCAUCGGACAAUGACGAGGUUCCUUCGCUAAUUCGUCAGUUGCCAAAUUUGAACGAGAAAUGUAAAGAAGUGCCUCUGUGUAGGAUGUAUUCGGUGAAAGCGCGCGCCAUUUUGCAUGCACAUUUAGGCCGUAUCGAACUCAAUCCAGACACAUUGGACAUCGAUCGCCAAUGUAUCGUACAAAAAUGCCCAUAUUUGAUCCAAGAAAUGGUGUCCUGUGUCAAUCAACUCAUCAUGUUGGCCUACGCACGUCGAAUUUCAAAGUUGCCAAGCAUUGAAACCAUUGAAAAUUGCAUGAAACUAUCGCCAAUGAUCAUCCAAGGUUUGUGGGAGUUCAAGAGUCCAUUUUUACAGUUACCUUUCGUAACCGAUGAUCACUUGCGUAUGUUCUCAACGAAAAAGCGUCACAUCAAAAAUUUACAACAAUUCGCCCAACUGAAACCAGAUGAAAGCCGACACGUGUUGAAGCAUUUGAGCGACUUUGAAUACGAACAGGUGUUGCGUGCUUUGGGCAGAAUGCCGCUCAUCGAUUUUAGCAUUCGAUGCGAAGUUAUUGACGAUGAAAAUACAAAUGUUGUUACUGCUGGUGCAAUAGUUACAGUUACAGUCACUUUGGUGCGCAGCAAUAUGAGUGAAUUAUUUGGCAAUGCUGAUGUUGCUGAGAAACAGGGCAUCAAUGACGAUGAGGAGCAACCAGAGGGUGAAGGAAACGAGGAGCAAGCACCAGCACCUCCACCGGUGAAACGUUCUGCAUGGGCUAAGCCUGCUCCACGGAAAUCACACAAAAGUGCCGGUGCAAAGAAUAAACACAAAGGAGGCAAAGUGAAGCAACCGGUUGCGGUGAAGCAAGACCCCGCCAAAGUUGUGUCGGGCGGUGAGAAGACGGCAGCUCCAACAAAAGACGAAUCUGAUUCGGAAGGUGUGGCCGGCGAUAGUGACAAUGAAAAUGAUAAGAAUGAUGCUGGUGGCUCGGAUCGUUCGUCGGACAACGAAGACAACGACAAGAAAGUGUCUUCAGUGGAGGACGACGACGAAGAAUGGGAAAAGUUCCAGAAGAAAUUGAAUAAGCGCGAAAAACUGGAGGGUAAAUCGAAAAUAUCGCAUAGCGUACACUGUCCAUACUUCCCAGAAGACAAGCAGGAAUAUUGGUGGACGUAUAUUUGUGAUCGAAAAUCAAGAACACUGCUGACCGCCCCAUACCAUGUCACGAAUUUGGUUGAUCGUGAAGAGGUUGCAUUAAAAUUCACAGCACCCAGAUGGCCGGGCGUCUAUACAUUCUCCGUAUGCUUGAGAUCAGAUUCAUAUGUAGGCAUGGAUCAGCAGCUCGAACUGAAAUUAGAUGUUAAGGAGGCAUCAGCUGUACCAACAGAGCAUCCUCAAUGGGAUAUCAGUGAGUCCGAGUCCGAAAAGGAGGAUCCACAUGGAAAUGAAAGUGAAUUUACCACAGACUCUUCGGACGAAGACGAUUAAACUCGAAAUACUUCAAUCCAUCUCUCGCCGUCGUUGUGACGUCACAUUGGUCUAUAAUUCUUUCUAGUAUGAUGUCUUGGAUCUGUUCGAAUCAAUGGCAUUAUUUAUAAUGUUAUUUACAAAUAUACAACAACAACAAAAAAACAACAAGCAAAGCAAAACUACAAUAAACACAAUUUUGGAUGUUAAUCAAUUAAAACAAAAACAAAGCGACAGAACAGUUCCAAUUCAACGUUUAUACGAAAAAGAAAGGAUUCAGUUGUUUUCUAAUUUAUUUUUGAUAGUGAAAUUCCAAUGAAUUAAUAUAAAUAAAAAAAGAAUCAACAAAUAAAA
Messenger RNA from Sitodiplosis mosellana (orange wheat blossom midge), 3618 nucleotides. RefSeq names its product translocation protein SEC63 homolog (gene Sec63). The transcript is spliced from 7 exons. Bases 1009 to 3285 code for a protein of 758 amino acids. Gene Ontology annotation, molecular function: RNA binding; transmembrane protein transporter activity. Gene Ontology annotation, cellular component: Sec62/Sec63 complex. Gene Ontology annotation, biological process: post-translational protein targeting to endoplasmic reticulum membrane; SRP-dependent cotranslational protein targeting to membrane. The record is from RefSeq and is a predicted model, not a curated record. Lineage: Eukaryota; Metazoa; Arthropoda; Insecta; Diptera; Cecidomyiidae.